This is a messenger RNA of Achroia grisella, 1822 nucleotides long. It is a transcript of the gene Aly, whose product is annotated as protein lin-9 homolog. The transcript has 2 exons. The record is from RefSeq and is a predicted model, not a curated record. Gene Ontology annotation, biological process: DNA-templated transcription; regulation of cell cycle; regulation of transcription by RNA polymerase II. Lineage: Eukaryota; Metazoa; Arthropoda; Insecta; Lepidoptera; Pyralidae. Bases 71 to 1795 code for a protein of 574 amino acids. Gene Ontology annotation, molecular function: DNA binding. Gene Ontology annotation, cellular component: transcription repressor complex; nucleoplasm.
UCCGAACGACUGCAAUCUUUGGCGCUCUCGUCUUCAAAUUGAAUCAAAAAAUCAAAUUUUCUACAUCAACAUGGCGGAUAAAUCAGAAAGAGACCAAGAUGGAGAAAAUUACUCUUCUCGAUCUCAACUUCGAAUCAAAAGCGAACCAAUGGAGCUGGAAUUUCCAGAGGAAGACCAAGAGCCCCCAGCUUUUGGGCCUGCUGCAUUGGGCCUACAUAGAGUAGGGACGAAGUUACCACCAAAACCAGCGCCUAGUGAACCCGUUCAAAAACUAAACGCAAGAGGUAUGCCGGCUAGAAUAAGGAAGAAAAAUAGAUUCAUCUUUGUAGAUGAUUUUGUGAAUACUUCUCCACCUAGACAGUCACCAAAAAGGGUGCCAAAAAUUUUAUCAAGGACCCCAGUAAAGCAGUCUAGUGCGAAAAAACAGAAAUCACCAACUAAAGUACAUAAACAUAAUGACAAAUAUGAAGAUAAAAUGGACAGUACUGGAAAUCAGUCACCAGAUCGGAAAUCAGGUCAGAGAAUAGGCAUGCGACUAAGGAACUUGCUAAAACUGCCAAAAGCUCAUAAAUGGGUGUGCUUUGAAUAUUUCUACAGUAAUAUUGAUAAAGCACUCUUUGAUGGAGAAAAUGAUUUCAUGAUAUGUCUUAAAGAAUCUUUUCCACAAUUAGCAAAUCGGAAGCUAUCUCAAAUACAAUGGUCUAAAAUUAGAAGAAUGAUGGGUAAACCCCGUAGAUGUUCUCAAGCUUUCUUUGCUGAGGAACGAAAAGAAUUAGAAAGGAAAAGGAAACUUAUAAGGUAUAUACAACAAAGAAAAACUGUUGAUAUAUGUAUAAAAGAUUUACCCCAUGAAAUUCCUAUGCAGUUAGUAGUAGGCACAAAGGUAACUGCAAGAUUGCGAAAACCACAGGAUGGCCUAUUUACAGGUUGCAUUGAUGCUGUUGACACAUCAAAUAACACAUACAGAAUAUCAUUUGAGCGACCUAAGCUGGGAACCCAUUCUGUACCAGAUUAUGAAGUCCUUUCAAAUGAACCUCCUGAUACAAUUAGCCUUUCUAGUAUUACACAAAAAUUCAGGCCUCGUUAUGUAAUGCAAGAAAUGCUCAACUUAUAUCAACCUUGUCUGCCCACAAAUAAUAAUACACAAAGUGAUCCACUGAUAGGAUGUUCAGAUAUAGUUAAACAAUUUGAAAGUUCUUCUGGUAACUAUCCUGUCCCACUACUAGAGCUAAUUGUAAAAUUAACUAAAAUUCUACAUGCAAAGAAAAGUAAGAUAAGCAGGUUAAAAGAAUAUAAUUGUGAAGCUGAAAAAAGAAAAUGUUUUGGGAAAAAAAUGCCCGAAGACUUUGAAAGAAAAUAUGCUGCAAUUGUAAUAGACCUUGAGAGAAUGAACAUGGACUUACAAGAUUAUAUUAAUGAAGUGCAAUUAUACUGCCAACAGAUAGCGCCAGGCCCUUGUUUAGCUGCAAUGCUCGCACCUUCACAUUUACGAGAAAAAUGUAGAGAAGAAGCAUCACUAUUGGUGGAAAAGAAUAACAAAAGCUCCAUAAAAGAUGUUACCUUAAUUGAUCUAAUUACAGAUCUUACAGCUCUAAUGUUACAAGUUAAAAGUUUAUCGGAUUCUGAUCAGAAUGCUUAUGAAUUGAGUGUAUUGCAAGGGACUAUGGAUCAAAUAAAAAUGAAAUUAAAACCUCGACAUCAAAAAUUAUUUCAAAAUAAUGUUGAAGUGCACAUGCACAGAAUACAAAUAGGAUUGGGCCAAAUGUCUUCAAAUGCAUAUAUUGCUGGUACAUAGUAAAGUGCAAUAUAGUGAUAUUUAAUA